AUGCCAAGACCUCCCAGACAGCAUUUGAUGCUGUCCGGGCGAUUCAAUGCCCCGCAGAAAGUGAACUACAUAAAAGCGGUCAAGGCUGAGCUGGACAGCGUGUGGAAAAUUAUGACAUUUAUGGUGCAAGCAGGCCCUGGCGAGAAUUUUGGUGACCAGACGGAUGAGGGCCUGUUCAUGGCAAAGGCCAUGGUGGCCUUUGUCACCGAUGAUUACGGUGCCAAAACUGGUGCUGGGUACGAAACGUUUGAAGAGGUCAAAUAUGCCAUUGUUAAUAAGCUUCCCAUCAUACCCGUGAAGAUGUGUCGUGAAUACCCCCCUACCCCCACCGACAGCGACGGUGGCAUCAAGGGCAUGUCGCAGAACUCCAAGGCUCUUCCCAGUAGCUUAGUUCGCAUAGAGGAUGAGAAUAUGACGAAUCCGAAGGCCGUGGCUCGCCAAAUAGCAGAGUCAUGGUUUCAGCUGUUUCCAGAUCAACGGCAAGCGUCAACCAGCUCUGGCGGCUACGCAGCACAGAGCGUUCCUGCCCCAUCUGUCUUGCCCGAGCUGAAGCACCCUCAGGAGCAGGUCCAGAGGCUCCUAAACGAGUCCGACAAUCUUCUCAAACAGGGCGACUUUCAUGGCGCCAUGGCCAAAAGUCGCCAGGCACUCGAGGCUGACCCACAGAGUCCCUGGGCCAACUAUCUUCUGGGUUUGGCGAUGUGGCAAUGGGGGUCCAGACCUGGUGCCAUUCAACACGUUCUGCAGGCCCGGGAAGGAAUGCCAAAUUCCGCCCAGCUCCACGGCAACCUGGCUGCAAUGUACGGCUCCCAAGGCAACGUCGAGAAGGCGUUUUAUUUUUAUGCGGAAGCUGCGCGCCUCGAUCCGAACGAUCAAGACUUCAAAGAGGGAUUGGCGAAGAAGAAAUUGGAGAAACAGAAGCUAGAGGAGCAGGAAAAACUGAAUCGCAAGCUUAAGGAUAUAGCACGUGAUGGAUCGGCGGAGGAGCUCCGGGGGCUCCUGAAAGCCGGUGCCGACAUGGCUUGGAUUGACUGCAUAGAUUUCAAUCGCUCAGCGCUGAGUAGUGCAGCCAUGAGUGGCAAUGCCCCCACAGUUCAGGCCCUGCUCGAUGCCAGGGCCUACCCGGACAUACACGGAUUCGGUGGCAUGGCUCCGCUGCAUCACGCGGCAAAGAACGGCUAUGGUCAUGUAGUCCAGAUCUUGCUCAAAGCGGGGGCCAACAAGUUCCUCAAAUGUAACGGCAAGACGCCCCUUGAAGAGGUAUUGUGCGACAACUACGCUUCGGCGGCCACGAAGGAAGCGAUGCAAAAGCUGCUGAGGUGA
Messenger RNA from Symbiodinium pilosum, 1323 nucleotides. The record is from the annotation of a GenBank genome assembly. NCBI's taxonomy places the organism in Eukaryota, Dinophyceae, Suessiales, Symbiodiniaceae.